Molecule: messenger RNA, 2276 nt
Organism: Podarcis muralis (Common wall lizard)
Lineage: Eukaryota; Metazoa; Chordata; Lepidosauria; Squamata; Lacertidae
Product: solute carrier family 2, facilitated glucose transporter member 5-like
Biological process (GO): dehydroascorbic acid transport
Cellular component (GO): plasma membrane
Molecular function (GO): D-glucose transmembrane transporter activity
Source: RefSeq, a predicted model, not a curated record
UCCUGACUGGAUCUCGCAAUGGUGUUUGGUUUCCUGGCGCCUGUUUUCAAGGGAAAAUAGGGACUGGCUGACAUCAUUCUCUACUCACCUGUACAGAAAAGCUGUGGUGGGCCCUGGUUUCUGAGCCCUGCUUCAGAGAGAAUGAAAAGCGAAGAGGAAGACAAACCCACUGAAAGGAAACUGACAAGCAUCCUGGUGCUAGCUGCAAUGACUGCUGGUUUUGGAUCGUCUUUCCAAUAUGGCUACAACGUCUUUGUGAUCAACUACGCAGCAGAGUUCAUUAAAAGCUUUUACAACGAGACCUACCGAUGGAGGAAUCACAUCAGCAUAGACCACAGCUUGCUCCUAUUCCAGUGGGGUCUGACGGUUUCAUUCUUCCCAGUCGGAGGCAUGGUUGGGUCUCUUUUGGUGGCUCGUCUGGCAGAUAAUUGUGGCAGAAAACGUACUUUGCAGGUGAAUAAUAUUUUGGCCAUAAUCUCUGCUGUCCUCAUGGGCUGCUCCAGAGCAGUGCACUCCUUUGAGUUCAUCAUCUUUUCACGUUUGGUUAUUGGAAUAUGUGCAGGGAUCUCCUACAGCGUGGUUCCCAUGUACCUCACAGAGAUUGCCCCCGAAAACCUGCGAGGAGCCAUAGCCAUAACCGGCCAUUUCUUUAUCAUCUUUGGUAGCCUGAUGGCUCGCAUAUUUGGGCUUGACAAACUCCUAGGGACCCAAGAAGGUUGGCCGUUCCUACUGAGCCUCACUGGGGUUCCGGCAUUAUUUCAGCUCAUCUUCCUGCCCUUCUUCCCCGAAAGUCCUCGGUACCUCCUGAUCCAGAGGCAUGACGAAGAAGCAGCCAGAGAAGCCUUGGUGAAGCUAAGGGGCUGCGACAACGUGGAGGAUGAAAUUGAAGAGCUCCACGAGGAGGACCUUUCUGAGGAAUUGGAAAAGGAUAUGGACAUCUUUACGAUGUAUCACAUCGAUGACAUAUGGAACCACCUCGUCUCUGCCGUCGUCUUGAUGGGCGGGCAGCAGCUCACUGGCAUUAACGCGGCCAGCUAUUAUAUGGAGAUACUCUACAUGUCUAUGGGGUUAGAAAAGAAAAUUGUCGGGUAUAUCAGCAUAACGAUAUACAUUUUACUUAUGUUCAUAACUCUCCUGGUGAUCCGUUUUGCUGAUUCUUCGGGGCACAGAAAUCUCCUACUCAGUGGCUUGGGGAUCUGUAGCAUUACCUGUGUCCUCUUAGCCAUGGCGAUUGAAUUACAGAAGACCAUCUGGUGGAUGUCAUAUGUCAGCUCAUCUUUCGUUACCUUCUUCCUCAUUGGACAGUCCAUCGGGCCAGAUCCGGUUCCAGUGGUGAUUGUAGCAGAGCUGUUCCUUCAGUCAUCCCGGUCCACUGCCUUCGUGGCUGGGGGCUGUGUUCACUGGUUCUGCAAAUUUGUUAUCGGAGUCGUGUUCCUUCAGAUGGAGAUACACAUUGAGCCUUACAGCUUUCUCCUCUUUUGGCCUCUCUGCGUAGCCAUCUUAAUUUAUGCCUUCAAGCAGAUCCCGGAAACCAGCGGCCAGAACUUCCUGGAUAUCAGGAGGACCGAGGCAAUCCGAAUGACCAGGACCCUCCUGCUCAUGCAAAUCUCAGAGGACUAGAAACUUGGGAGACAGUCCAUGCAGCGAUUUGGAGAUAUUCUGUUCGGUUGGCCCAUUGGUGAUCGCAGCAGUUUCCCUUCUGGUCUGACUGAACAGCCUGGACUUUAUUCCUUCUUUUUCCUACACUGGACUCCGACUGCCACCACCUCUCACUAUUGGCUUAUGUACCUACCUGAAGGGUCAUAGGCUACCCAUCCGUGCUUUAAUCAGCCUUAAUAAAAGCUGGAUCAGCCACUCAUGCAGAGACACAGCAGGGAACUUCAUUUCUGGAUGAUGCGUCCAGCUCUCAGGCACCUAUAAUCCACAUAUGGGGGACCAGAUGUCUCCAGAUGUUGCUGAACUGUGACUCCCAUCACUACUGGCCAUGGUGGCUGGGGCUUAUGGGGGUUGGACUCCCACAUCAGGAGUCCCCCAUCCCUCCCACAACAUCACGAGUUCCCCAUCCCUCCUCUAACAGAUCUAGAGUUAUGCCCAAUGGCCAUCCUACUCAGAGUAGACCCAUUGAAACUAAUGAACUUGGCUUCCUCGAUAUCUUUUUUAAAAAGAAAAAACUGUCUAACAGGCUAUUUUUCUAUUGGUGCUUAUUGCUCAGCCUUCAUUAUCAUUAUUACAUUUUUGUUGAUAAUAACACAUGCUGUAUAAACUGAAGUAUAAUA